Messenger RNA from Rangifer tarandus platyrhynchus (Svalbard reindeer), 381 nucleotides. The record is from the annotation of a GenBank genome assembly. Lineage: Eukaryota; Metazoa; Chordata; Mammalia; Artiodactyla; Cervidae.
AUGUGGUAUUUGGCGAAAUUGAUACGAGGAAUGUCAAUUGACCAGGCUCUGGCUCAAUUGGAAUUCAGUGACAAAAAAGGAGCCCAGAUAAUUAAAGAGGUUCUCUUAGAAGCACAAGAUAUGGCAGUAAGAGACCACAAUGUGGAAUUCAGAUCCAAUUUAUAUAUAGCUGAGUCCACCUCAGGGCGGGGCCAAUACCUGAAACGCAUCCGAUACCACGGCAGAGGUCGCUUUGGGAUUAUGGAGAAGGUUUUUUGCCAUUAUUUUCUGAAGUUGGUGGAAGGCCCUCCACCUCCACCUGAGGCACCAAAGACAGCAGUAACCCACGCCAAAGAGUAUAUCCAGGAGCUUCGCAACCGGACCAUCAUUCAUGCUCUAUGA